UUACCUUGAAGGCUCUGAUAAAUGCCCAGCUGAACUUGCAGCAAACAUGAAGCUGAUUUUGAUCUUCGGUGCCCUCAUCGGGGUUUCCCUGUGCCUGGAAACCUUCGUUGGGCACCAAGUUCUCCGAAUCAAGACCAGAAAUGAGGAGGAAAUCAAACAACUGCAGCUUUUGGAAUCGCUGGAACAUCUGAAGCUGGAUUUCUGGAUCAAUCCCUCUGCUCCCGCCCUCCCCGUGGAUGUGAGAAUUCCUGCUCUCAGUGUCCAGUCAGUGAAAGCCUUCCUGGAAUCCCAGGGGAUUGAAUAUUCCAUCCUGAUUGAGGACCUGCAGGAUGUUCUGGAUAAGGAAAAGCAAGACAUGGCCGAGAGUGCCCAAAGGCAGCGCAGCAGCAGCUUCGACUUUGGUGCUUACCACAGUCUGGAUGAGAUUAAUGAAGAACUGGAUCAUCUUGCAUCCGAGUUCAGCUUCGUGGAGAAGAUCCAGAUCGGGGAAUCCUACGAGAAGCGGCCUCUGUACGUUCUGAAGUUCAGCACCGGAGGCUCCAAGCGCCCGGCCAUCUGGCUCGACGCCGGCAUCCAUUCCCGCGAGUGGGUCACCCAGGCCAGCGCCCUGUGGAUCGCCAACAAGAUUGCCUCUGACUACGGAACAGACGCUUCCAUCACCUCCCUGCUGGACAAGAUGGAUCUUUUCCUGCUGCCAGUGGCCAACCCUGAUGGAUUUGUGUACACUCACACCUCGAAUCGCAUGUGGAGGAAAACCCGCUCCAAGAUUCCCGGCAGCAUCUGCGUCGGAGUUGAUCCCAACAGGAACUGGGAUGCAGGUUUUGGAGGUCCUGGAGCCAGUAACAAACCCUGCUCCGACUCCUACCACGGGCCCAGCGCCAACUCCGAGGUGGAAGUGAAAUCUGUUGUCGACUUCAUCAAGAAUCAUGGAAACUUCAAGGCCUUCCUGACCCUCCACAGUUAUUCCCAGCUCCUGAUGUAUCCCUAUGGAUACAAAUGCACCAGGCCAGACGAUUAUGCCGAGCUGGAAUCUCUGGGAAGAGCUGCCGCCAGUUCCAUCCGCUCCCUCUACGGCACCACCUUCCAAGUGGGCACCAUUUGCAAAACCAUCUACCAAGCCAGUGGAGGCAGCAUUGACUGGAGCUACGACAACGGCAUCAAAUAUUCCUUCGCCUUCGAGCUGCGGGACACGGGGCGCUACGGCUUCCUGCUGCCCGCCAACCAGAUCAUCCCCACGGCCAAGGAGACCUGGCUGGGCCUGAAGAAAAUCAUGGAGCACGUGCGGAAUAAAUCCGCCUGAG
This is a messenger RNA of Pseudopodoces humilis (Tibetan ground-tit), 1301 nucleotides long. RefSeq names its product carboxypeptidase A2. Gene Ontology annotation, molecular function: zinc ion binding; metallocarboxypeptidase activity. Gene Ontology annotation, biological process: proteolysis. The record is from RefSeq and is a predicted model, not a curated record. Lineage: Eukaryota; Metazoa; Chordata; Aves; Passeriformes; Paridae.